Molecule: messenger RNA, 2565 nt
Organism: Amphibalanus amphitrite
Lineage: Eukaryota; Metazoa; Arthropoda; Thecostraca; Balanomorpha; Balanidae
Exons: 6
Coding region: 135-2363 (742 amino acids)
Source: RefSeq, a predicted model, not a curated record
CGCUCGACCGCGCCCGGCCGGCCCGGGUCGCCAGACCGUGGCCGCCAGUGUGUCUCGGCCGGUCGGCUGCGCGGUGUGGGGUCUGUGUGCUGUGCGGGGGUACGGACUGGGGGCUGCGGUACCCGGGUACCGAUAUGUCGCGGUACGGCCACCACCGGCGGGGCUGGGGAGGGGUACGGAUUACCGGCUGUGGCAGCUGGUCCGGCGUGGGCAACUGGCAGAAGGCGGUCAUCAUCCUCUGCGGCCUGCUCUCCAUGGUGAUCGGGGGUCUGCUGAUGUUCUACGGCCUGAAGAUGUGGUGGCAGUUCUCCAGUGACGCCUCGGAGGCCACUCAGUACCUGGUGCAGCGGCUGAACCGGGCCGAGACACAGCUGGAUUUAGUCAGGGUGAACUGGGAGCACGAGAUCGUCAGCCAGGAGUGCAGCUCGGAACGCGAGCCGUGCGAGUGCCACCUGGUGACCAGCAGCCGGCGCGGCUACAGAGCCGUCAUCGUGCUCUCCAUCGUCAUCGUCAUCGCCGGCGUCAUCGGCCUGUGCGGCAGCUGCUGCGAGAGCAGCACCUCGCUCUUCCUGUUUGUGCUGCUGGCCGGCGCCGCGGCCGUGGUCGAGUUCUGUAUCUCGAUGGUGUUGUUCAGCGCCCACCACCAGCUGGCCUCUGUGGGCGCCCACGUCUCGGAGGUGAUGCGCCGGCCGCUGCCGCCCCUCUCCGACGUCUACAAGCUCGAGGUCAGCGAGUCGGAGCAGCGCGCCUUCCGCCGGGCAAUGGGCUGGCUGGACGAGAUGGGUAACCUGGACGAGCGGCGCAUCCUGCCGCACUACUUCUCCUGGUCCGACUCCUGGCGGGAAUGGUCCGACGAGAUCCAGGGAAAGACGCUGCAGAUCCUCAUCAGGAACGAGUGGAUCGCCAAGCCGAGACCCACAGAGUUCUGGGAAAUGCACGAUGAGGUCCGAGGCGGCGGUCGGAAAAAGGAAGACGGCGGCUUCGAGCCCCUGUGUGCCAGCGGCCGGUCGAGCCUGCGCCGGAGGGGGAUAGUGGACGCUGCCACCUCGCUGGUGAAGGGGGUCAACACGCUCAGAGGGCAGCUUCACACGGUGACCGGUGAGAUCACUGCCGACCUCAGCGCCGACGAGAACUGGCGCGCGCUGGCGAAAAAGUUCGAUAAGGUCUGGAACCUGCAGAAUAUUUCGCUCGCCGAGAGGGCUUACGAGAUCGGCGUCAACCAGCAGUGUCUCUACACAAUAAAGAUUCGCACCCUGCAGGAGCUCAAAGAGGUGAAGGACCUGGUGCCCACCGUGCUGAGGAACGCCGUGCUCACGCUGGCCAUGUGCGCGCUGCACGUGCUGGCGGCCGUGGCAGCCCACCUGCUGGUGCGCGCGCUGCGCCGCCACUUUGAGGAGCUGAUGGAGAUGCAGCGGGACGCCGCCGACACCGGGGUCACCGUGGUGACCAGCAACACGACCAGCACCACCAACAACCAGCAGAGCAGCAACCAGCAGCAGCAGCAGCAAAUGAUGAUGAUGCCCAUGAUGCAGCCUUGCUACCAGCAGCCCUACCAGCAACCAUAUCAGCAACCUUACCAACAACCGUAUCAGCAGCCGUACCAACAACCUUACCAACAGCCGUGCCAACAGCCAUACCAGCAACCGAACCCCCAAUAUCAGCAGCCGACUCAGCAGCCGGCUCAGCAGCUACCGAAUCCGCAGCUUAGUCAGCAGCCCAGCCAGCCCCCUGGACAGCAGCCUGGCCAGGCUCUUGGACAGCAGCCAAACCAGCCACAGCAGCCAGGACCACAGGACCCGAGCCAAGGACCCAGCCAGCAGCCUCAGCCGGCGGCAUACCAGCAGCCGAAGCAGCCAGAGAAACCCACGUACCAGCAGGCGUGCCAGCAGCCCUCUCUUGGUCCUACCCAGCAGCCAGCCCAGCAGGCAGCGGCGCCCCAGGCCGGUACCAGCUCGGGGCCUCUCUCGCUCGUCCCGCCGGGGCCCGACCUCGCCUCGGCUCCUCCGGAGUCCUCGGCUGCUGUUGGCCAGACGGUGGCCGAGAAACGUGACCUCAACCCGUUCAGAGAGCGCUCUCCGGCCGUGACGCCCGCCCCGCCGUCACCGCACACCCCAGUGUACCGGGAGCCUCCUCCGCCGUACCAGCUGGUGGCGCCCUCUGUAUCGGAACACCUGGUGGCGCCCUCUGUAUCGGAACACCUGGUGGCGCCCUCUGUAUCGGAGCUCCUGGUGGCGCCAUCUGCGGCGGAGCAGGCCGGCGGCCGCUGGAGUCCGGUGUUCCUCACACCGGCGGCGGCAGGUGGCGGGACGAGGCCCACGGACGGGCACAGCAGGCCGAGCAGCCCCACUACCGACUUCUUCUGACGGAGGCAGGUGGCUGCCCUGAGCUGCAUAAGAAAUCAGCCAUUAGCAAUAGUCCCGCAUGAAACGCGAAUAGCUGUUCGGCAUUGAUUUGUGAAUUUUAUUGUGCAUGUGGAUGUUAACUUUUAUUUAUAACUCGUUGUCAGGUGUAUUGUUAUUGUUGAUUUUUUUGUAGCAGUAAUUUAUAAAUAUACGUUGAACAAGA